Syngnathoides biaculeatus (alligator pipefish) is the source of this 1209-nucleotide messenger RNA. RefSeq names its product CWC15 spliceosome associated protein homolog (gene cwc15). Gene Ontology annotation, molecular function: RNA binding. Lineage: Eukaryota; Metazoa; Chordata; Actinopteri; Syngnathiformes; Syngnathidae. Gene Ontology annotation, cellular component: catalytic step 2 spliceosome. Gene Ontology annotation, biological process: mRNA cis splicing, via spliceosome. The coding region runs from base 153 to 929 and encodes 258 amino acids. The record is from RefSeq and is a predicted model, not a curated record. The transcript is spliced from 7 exons.
UUGUAAGUUUGCCAUUUGCCGUAUUUCUAUUGUUUAUUUGUUGCUUUUCACAAGCAACCUUGAUCGCUAUACGCGUUUUGAUUGAUUGUUGUCGCUGAAUAUUGCGUUUUCUCUCCUGGGAAGAGCGCAUAGAUCCACCUGAGCCAUCCACCAUGACUACAGCGGCAAGACCAACUUUCGAACCGGCCAGAGGAGGCCGGGGGAAGGGGGAAGGUGACCUGAGCGCACUGUCCAAACAGUAUUCCAGUCGAGAUCUCCCAGGUCACACCAAAAUCAAGUACAGGCAGCCUACCCAGGAUGCCCCGGAGGAAGUCCGUGCCCGUGACUUCCGCAGGGAGCUGGAGGAGAGGGAGCGCGUAGCUGCUCGUGAGAAGACCAGAGAGAGGGGACCGAGAGAGUACACCACAUCAUCUUCAUCCUCCUCCUCCUCCUCCUCUUCCUCCAAGAGGCCCAGACUGGACCAAAUUCCGGCCGCCAAUCUUGACGCAGACGAUCCCCUGACAGAGGACGACGAGGAUGACAACUCUGGGGAGGAUAGCGGCGGCGACGACGACGACGACACUGCGGCUCUUCUGGCGGAACUGGAGAAGAUUAAAAAGGAGCGCGCUGAGGAGCAAGAACGCAGGGAGCGAGAGCAAAAAGCAGAGGAGGAGAGGAUCAGAAUGGAGAAUAUCUUGAGCGGCAAUCCCUUGAUUAAUUUGGCAGGACAGCAGCAACAGCAGCAGCAACAGCAGCAGCAGCAGCAGCAGCAGCAGCAGCAAAUGGCUCAAAAUCAGAACACAUUCAAGGUCAAGAGAAGGUGGGAUGAUGAUGUGGUGUUUAAGAACUGUGCGAAAGGAUUGGACAAAGCACGCAAGGAGAAACGCUUCAUCAAUGAUACCCUGCGCUCGGAGUUUCACAAGAAAUUUAUGGAAAAGUACGUGAAGUAGACCGCCGUUGGCCGGCCACCGGGUCAGGGUCGAACCCGCCUCUAAGGACGGCCUCCGCCAUGCGUGACGAGAAAAGUGGAACGCGUGAUGAAUGAAUGAAUGUUAGGUAGAAAUGUGAGCUCGCUUCAUUUGAGUUGAGUUGACUCCUUCCUCUCCCAAACCCUUCUGACUGACGCAGUCGUUGAACAUCACAUACAUUCUUAUUUGUCCCAGCAACAAUGUUCCUCUUGUAUAUAAAUGUGAUUCACACUUUCAAUAAAGAUCGAUUCAUGAAACAUCA